GCAGCGGAUUGGUUUGUUGAUUGGAAGUUUCUACAUCAUCACAAACAACAAACAGAAUUCUGGUUUACAUCAUCACCAAUAAUUAUUACACCAGAUAUCCAUAUACUACCUUCCAAAUACAAUGAUAUCGGGUUAUACACCACCAACAACACAGCCACCAACAGCAAAUAAUGGCUUGGCUGAAAGUUAUAAUGGAAUUGCUGGACCAAAAGCCGACGACUUUUUGGAUAACCUCUUGGAAAAGGCUCCAGGAUCAACCAAAUUUUGGAAUUACUUUUAUACUCUCUUCAUGAUUAUUUUUGUAAUUCUCGGAACAUCAGUUGUUAUUUUGUUAGCUGUUUUCUUCCAUAAUAGAGUUAUUUUCCCAAUAGACAGUUCAUGUACUACUGGUUCAAAGGAUAUUGUUAUUCCUUCGAAUGUUAUUUCAGAUUUUUGGAAGAAGUGUUCUUCCUUUUCUGAAACUAAAUAUUUGUCCUCUUUCCACUACAGCUUACAAGAAAUUAAUUGUAUGAAAUCGGAAAGUUAUGGAAGAGCAUUAAAUCUCAUGUCCGUACCAAAUGUAAAGAGAUCAAUUGUGGAUAAUGUUAUCAAGAUUGCUGAUCAAUAUUUGGCAGGUGCCCCAACUGCUGAUUCCUGUUCAAAGGAAAGAUCUAGAAUUUUGGCCAUCCAAACCAAGUACAAGAAUUAUUUGAGUAUCAUUGAUAAGGGAGGUGAUGUUGAACUUCCAAAGUUUUUCAAGACCUUUGUCUAUCAAAAAUCAUUAGAACAAGCUCUCUCAUCAAACAAUGCUCUCCAAAAGGAUUCAUUGAAUGAUGUCAAGUAUUCAUGGAUUAGUACUGUUCCAGAAACUAUUAACGAACAAAAGGAACAAACUGUUUAUGGAUUGGCUCUUUCUAACAAGUUUGAAAACCUCGAUUUUGGAAUCGUUCGUCGUGUUUACGAUGACUCGUAUGGUUCUCGCAUGUGGGUCUCUUUCAAUGAAACUGUUGUUCCACUCUUUAAGGGAGAUAGUUUUGAUUUGUUGACUAACUUUGUUGUUGCAGACAGCACCAACAUUACAGCAUUCUACGAAUUACUCGAUUCCCAAAUUCAAAACCCAGCUCUCAAGAACUUGAUCUCUCAAAACAAUACCAAUUUGGUUGUUACCUACACUGAUAUGAAUGCAGAAUUAAUGUUGCUCAACUUGGCCAGAAUUAACUCAAAGGAUCGUUCCAAUGUUAUGGCUGAAUAUUCCAUGAUGCUUGCCAAGUACACUGAUGGUACUUAUGAGCAAAGAACCAAGUUGACAUGGGGCAGCUCUAAGGAACCAACUGAUGGUAUCUUGCAAAGACUCACUGAAACAUCCUUCCAAUCCUCAUUUGUUCUUCAAGGUUUCUCUAAACAAUCAGUCUUUGAUCAAGAUUUCCUCAAUUUUGUUGUAAGAGAUGGUUCUGACUACAUUUUCUACACAACUGAUGUUUAUUGCAAGGAUAGGGUUGCCAAGACCAAUGAUGGGGUUCAAGUUUCCAAAUGUAAUAUUCUUAAAAGGGAAUUAACCUAUUCAACAACUCCAGAAUAUGGUCAAAUUUCUGCACAAGCCAUCUUUGAUCCAGCCAACCAAUUCUAUGUUGGAUUGAAGCUAGACUCUGAUGACGAUGACGAUGAUAUCUAUGAAGAAUUGGCAAAUGGUGAUGCUGAAGAAUUCCACUUUUAAUUUGCAUUGUAAAUAAAAAAAAUGUUC
This is a messenger RNA of Naegleria gruberi, 1720 nucleotides long. RefSeq lists its product as uncharacterized. The record is from RefSeq and is a predicted model, not a curated record. The transcript has a single exon. NCBI's taxonomy places the organism in Eukaryota, Heterolobosea, Eutetramitea, Acrasida, Naegleriidae. The coding region runs from base 122 to 1693 and encodes 523 amino acids.